Messenger RNA from Serendipita indica DSM 11827, 1560 nucleotides. The record is from the annotation of a GenBank genome assembly. Lineage: Eukaryota; Fungi; Basidiomycota; Agaricomycetes; Sebacinales; Serendipitaceae.
AUGUCACGAAAUAGCAUCGACGCACGAACUCGUGUGGUCAACGGCAACGAGACGCCUCGUGCAAGCUUUGACAAGCCAAAAGGCAAUGGCUCGGCAGUGCUAGACGGCAAUGGUGCAAGCGGAUCAACACUCGAGCAAGUACAGGCAGAGCUGGAAAGAACAAAGCUCGAAAAGGAGACGCUCGAGGGACAGUAUCGUACAUUACUCGAUAGACUGAGCGAUAUGAAAUCGAAGAUUGGAACAAAACUUCAGCAGGAUGCAAACGAGGAUCUUCAGAACACCAUUGCCUCUCUACACUCCGAGCUUACUUCAAGCAAUGCUGAAUCAGAGCGUGUCACAAAGGAGCUCGAUGCGCUGCGCAAUACUCUUCAACAGACGCAACAAGCAUCCUCUCGCGCACAUUCAACCGAACUGAGUGCUUUGACCAGCGAAGCUCAAUCUCUACGUGAUCAAGUCAAAGAGAGUCAAGAGUUACUCGAACGCGCAAGGCUAGAAAAGGAGGAAUGGGAACGGGUCCUCGUAGACGAGAGAGUGCUCUGUGAACGACUCAGAGGGGAUAACUAUAUCCUCAAACGCGAUGCCGAAAAUGAACGAGUGGCACGUCAACGAUUCGAGGCGGAGAGAGACGAGGAAAGGAAGAGGGCCGAUAAUCUGGAGGCUGUCCUCAGUGAAUUCGAAGCAGGUCAAGAAAGGGCAAUCUCAGAACUCAAGGCAACCUACACCGCCCAGAUCGAUUCACUCACUCAAUCCCUCGCCGAGUAUAAAUCACGGGCAUUAAACGCAGAAGUUGAACUCGACUCCAAUCAGACGAGUUCCUCUCGAGUCGCCGAAUUAGAAAAGGAGCUCAAGGAGAAGAGUAUGCUGCUGAACAAGGUCCGACAAGAAGCUGUCACCCUAAAUGAGCAUCUCAUCCAAGCACUACGACGAUUACGCAAGUUUUCUGCGGAUCCCACCUCGACUGGAGCGGGAAGCAAUGGCGCGAAUGUUGGACCGUCCUAUGUGGAUCGUCGGCUUGUCACCAAUGUUUUGCUCCAAUUUAUCACGGCUCCCCGUGCGGAUGCAAAACGAUUCGAAAUGCUGAAUCUCCUUGGUGGCAUCCUUGGAUGGAACGAUGAUGAGCGACGACAAGCCGGUCUUCAGCGCGGCAGCAGUUCAUCGAGUGGUACAAACACUCCAAAAGUGAAACCAAAAAAUAAUGUAGAAGAGGAAAAGGCGGAAGACUCGUUUUCCAAGAUGUGGGUCGAGUUCCUCUUGAAAGAGUCUUCGCAAGGAGCAUCCUCAUCGACUUCACCAGCCGGUCACGGCCACUCGCCCUCAACAGCAUACACCCCCUCCAACUAUGCACCAUCCAGUUAUGCCAAGUCGGCAUACGCACCGUCCAACGCUCCCAAGUCUACUUAUGCGGCAUCAUCUAUUGGAGCACCAAGUCCGACGGAAUCUACAUACAAUCUGCCUCCCCUCCCGUCGCUGCCUGGUGCCGGGGGUAGAAGCACGAGCGGCGCGUAUCGAUUGCCUAGUCUCAGUAGAGGCUUUAGUGGGAAAAGUGACGGUAACCCGUAA